AUGAUAACCCUCGAGGAAGUGGAGGUGUUGACUGCAGCGACAAUAGGCAUUGUGGAAGCCUGGAUGACUGAUGUUAAGUUGCAGCUGGCUCAUCACAAGAUUAAACGAGUCGUCUCCAGCCAUGUAGCCGAAGAUAAAGAAGAACCAGAAACAGAAGAAUACGAAGAAGACCAGACUGACGAAGAUUCCGAAGAAUUAAAUUUUCAGAUUAAGCUUAAAUUUAAUUAUCUGCUUUCUCUCGUUCUAAUUUCAGGUAACAUAACUGCCGUUUUCACGACCAAAGCUAAAGGUCACGAACUGAUAGACAUUAUGGAGCGGCAAAACUACGAGGUGACGAUGGCGAUAAUCGAAGGAAGCCGUCACUACCGAUCGCUGGCCAACAUCAAUAGAACUUCGGUGCUGUUCGUAUCCAUCUCGUUCAUAGUGCUGAUGAUCAUCUCGCUGGUGUGGCUGGUGUUCUACUACGUGCAACGGUUUCGGUAUUUGCAAACCAAAGAUAAACAAUCGAGGCGACUUUGCAACGUUGCGAAACGAAUCAUUGCCAAAAUCCCUACUAAGAGUAUUAAAUCGGAUGACAAGGAAAUCGACAACGAUUGCUGCGCCAUCUGUAUCGAGCCCUACAAGGUCACGGAUGUGAUACGCGUUCUUCCCUGCAAACACGAAUUCCACAAGAUUUGCAUCGACCCGUGGCUGCUGGAGCACCGGACCUGCCCGAUGUGCAAGAUGGACAUCCUCAAGCAUUACGGCUUUGUGUUCACCGGUAGCCAGGAGAGUAUUCUUCAGUUGGACCUGGAUAUGGAGGAAGGUGAUCUGGUCGACGAUCACAGCAGCACCGAUGGAGGCUACCAGCGCCGUCAUAGCGUCAGCCCGCUGCCUCAGAUUAGGGCCACCACCGAGAAUCAACUAUCCCGCAGCUCCUCGGAGUCCGACUUGGAUCGCGAGCACCGUCGAGCUAGAGGUUCCACCAGUCUACACCAUUCCAAUCGGCAAUCCCUGGGAAGAGACAGUAUGGAGGGCGAUCUGGCAGAGAGCUCCUGCGCUGCCGCUGUAGCAAAUGAUGCUGACGACAAAGAUAUCUGCGUGGGAUGUUUAGCUGCAGCACUGAACAAAAAGCAACGCAAUUUUGAGGGCACUGUUUCGCAGGACGAUGCCGAAAGCGAUACCUAUCCUUCCGAGCAGCACGGAUCAUCGAGUCUUCCUAGCACGCUGAAAAAGUACAAGGGCAACCAUUCGACUGGUUCGUGCCGUGGCAUGAACCCACCCGAUCACUACCACCAGCAUCCACCUCAGAACCAGCAACCCCAGGCUGCUCAGUCGAAACUUCCGUUCCGAUUCUACAAAACCGAUGGUGGCCAAGGGCGUAAGAUUCGCACCCCGCUCAAGAAUCUUAUCUGCCAGUCCAAAUCGGCACCGUGUGAUGAUGGUUCCCUGACCGAUAUCCAUCUGGGAUCGGAGGAGCGAACCUGCUCCCAGGUCCCGGUGGCUACGGCCGGAGUCCAUUCGAAAUCGGCACGCCGCUGCUCGCUGUCGCGAACUUCUUCCAGUGGGUCUGAUACCCGAAAAUUUGCUCAUUACCCGGAACCGGACCACUCGGAUCAGGAUCCGGAAGACGAUGGUUCAUAUGAAACCGAACCGAACAGUGACAAUGAUCUGAUCAUUAAGGAUAGGGCUGGUGCCGAUGGGGAUGUUAAGAAAAAGUGAUAACCGUGAUAUUAGGAUAUUGGUAGGGUAGAGGAGAACGAUCGAUUUUCUUCCAGUGUUUCUAGUGCUCCUCUAGAUAAGAUGCAAAUUAUCGAUACAAUUUCGCAGUUCCGUAGCAUUUUUCCUUAGGGUAGAGAACAAACUGACAGUUAAACAGUAUAUGCGUGAUAUGAAUGUACUUUUCUAGACUAUAGCUGCUUCGGCGAUGUGAGGAGGAACCGAAAUGGUUUGAUCGAUUUCUAGAUUUACGAAACUUUCAUGCGAAUAACUCAGCAAUAUUGUAAAUUUUAUUGAAUUGUGUAUUAAUUUUUUUGAAAUAAGAACUAAGAUUUGAUAUUUGAA
Messenger RNA from Topomyia yanbarensis, 2043 nucleotides. RefSeq lists its product as uncharacterized. The transcript is spliced from 10 exons. Lineage: Eukaryota; Metazoa; Arthropoda; Insecta; Diptera; Culicidae. The record is from RefSeq and is a predicted model, not a curated record. The coding region runs from base 1 to 1701 and encodes 566 amino acids.